This is a messenger RNA of Dioscorea cayenensis subsp. rotundata (Guinea yam), 957 nucleotides long. Its product is annotated as short-chain dehydrogenase ptmH-like. Gene Ontology annotation, cellular component: endoplasmic reticulum. The coding region runs from base 1 to 957 and encodes 318 amino acids. NCBI's taxonomy places the organism in Eukaryota, Viridiplantae, Streptophyta, Magnoliopsida, Dioscoreales, Dioscoreaceae. The record is from RefSeq and is a predicted model, not a curated record. The transcript has 3 exons.
AUGAUUAGUGAUUUGGCUAACAAGAAGGUGGUACUAAUCACCGGUUGUGCCAAAGGUGGCAUUGGCUAUGAGUAUUGCAAGGCUUUUGCCGGCCUUGGUUGUCAAGUCAUCGGCACCGACAUCCCCGGCAGGCUCAAUGAACUCUCCGACCUUGAAUUAGACGGUAUUCAGGUCUUACCGCUAGAUGUAUUGUCAGACGAUAGUGUAAUGACUACGGUGACAAAAAUUAUAUUAGAGUUUGGGCGUGUUGAUGUGUUGAUAAAUAAUGCCGGUAUCGGUUGCAUAGGACCGAUAUCGGAGUUACCUCUUGAAGAAGUACGACGAACUUGGGAAGUGAAUAGUUUAGGUCAGCUUCGGCUUGUUCAAGCCGUGACACCUCACAUGAUCAAGUCCAAAUUCGGUCGGAUCGCUAAUGUUGGGAGCAUAGUAGGUCUAGUCCCUACACCAUGGGCCGGGCCUUAUUGUGCUUCUAAGGCUUGGGCCCAUGCCAUGUCAGAUGUGUUAAGGAUGGAGCUUAAACCUUUUGGAGUCCACGUCAUCAAAGUUAUGCCAGGAAUGGUUCGGUCCAAUUUCGGCCGGUCUAGUUCAGACCGGCUCAAUUCAAGAGAGUGGAAGCUUUAUAAAGAGUUCGAGGAGGUGAUUCAAGAAAGAGCUAAGGCAUCCCAAGGUGGCCGGGCGGCAAAAGCAGCGGAGGUGGCCAAGGUGGUUGCUAGCAAAGUGUUACAGCCUCGGCCACCACGUGAAAUCAUCGUCGGUGGCUUUACCGGUUUUCUUGGUCUAUUGGCUUGGUCACCCGGUCCGGUUCGAGAUUUUUAUUUUGCUAAUCGACAAGCAGCCAAAGCAGAGAAGAGACAUCAACCUGAGCUGGUGUUUCUGAGAAACUUUCCAGCUGAGCACAGGGAGUUGUUGGUAGUGGUUAAUGCUGCUUCCUUUCCCUUGUCCAUCUCCUUCAGGUAA